UAUCACACACAGUAGGUUAUGCACUGAGAGGAAUCAGCAUGGAUGAGCUCGAUUCGCUGUUAGAGGAACUGUCCUUGACUUUGGUGGGUACAGACAAUGUGCAUGGGAGCGGCACUGCUGCUACAGAGAGACCAGGUACAGAUGGUCAAAACAGAAAAGGAGGGAGCACAGUCUCUUCAGAUGUCUACAGUGAUCUGUCACCUCCAGUGGCAGCUUGCCAAACGCCGGACUCACCAACUCUGGAACUGGAAUCCAUCCUGGAAGAUAUGAUGAGUCUUGGACAGGAGGACCCAGCAUCUUCAGCAACACCCCCACCACUGACACAGAAGCAGUCUGUGAAAAGAAAAGAAGACAGAGGCCAGGGCAACGAGGAAGGCAGCAACUCACAUACAAAAGCCUCAAACCAGAGAAAAACAACAGACACAAUAGAUGAUCUGCUCGGAGGCCUGAGCUCUGACUUGGAAAAAAUCGGUGUACGGACCACAACUAAGGGCAACUGUGCCUCCUGCAACAAAUGCAUUGUGGGAAAGAUGAUCACAGCUUUGGGUGAAGUGUGGCACCCGGAGCACUUUGUGUGUGUGGUGUGUAAGCUGGAGCUGAGCACCACAGGCUUCUUUGAGAGAGACGGACAGCCAUACUGUGACAAAGACUACCACGAGCUCUUCUCUCCACGCUGUGCUUACUGCAAGGGGGUCAUUCUGCAGAAUAUCCUGACAGCCUUGGACCAGACCUGGCAUCCAGAACAUUUCUUCUGUGCACACUGUGGACACCUGUUUGGAGCAGAAGGUUUCCUGGAGAAGGAUGGGAAACCGUAUUGUUGCAAGGACUUCUAUCACCUCUUUGCCCCUAAAUGCACCGGCUGUGGGGAGCCUGUGAGGGAGAACUACCUGACUGCCGCUAAUGGCACCUGGCAUCCAGAGUGCUUCGUCUGUGCUGACUGUCUGCAGCCUUUCACUGACGGCUGUUUUAUGGAGCUGGCAGGUCGACCCCUCUGCUCGCUGCACUUCCACUCCAGGCAGGGCACUCUCUGUGGCGGCUGCAGCAAGCCAAUCACAGGGCGCUGCAUAUCUGCGCUUAACCGCAAGUUUCAUCCCGAACACUUCGUGUGCGCUUUCUGUCUGCGGCAACUCAGCCAAGGCAUCUUCAAGGAGCAGCAAGGAAAGCCAUAUUGUUCAACCUGUUUCAGCAAGCUCUUUGUGUGACACUUUUUCAUCAAGUGAAUGACAGGAUGCAGUCAAAAUUAUUCAAAUACUGCAUUACUGUAUGGUUUUCGGGCUAUAAUUACCAUCACAAUUGUCUAAAUAUCAAUACUAUAUAUGCAUGAGACAAUUGUGCUUCGCUAUUCUGUGAACUCAAUGUAUAUGUGAUGAAAAGCAUGUAAGAAAGACAGAGGUAUAACAUGUUAUUAGUAAUAUAUGGAAACAUCAAAGUAAAGUCUUAGCACAGGAAAAAUAAUUGGAUGGUUGUAAAACUACAUUUCCUAUGAUAAAUGGUUUGCAGAAAGUUUUUACACGUGUGAACUUUGGAUGUUUCUAAAAGGUGUGCUGCUGACACUUGCUCGACAUUUUAUGAGAUUUCAUACAUCAUGAUCACAUAAAAUGUAUAAAUGGAGAAAGAAAAACAGAAAUUCUUUUUCAUGCAUGGUUUCCAUUAAGCUAUCCUCAGUUUGCCGUGAGACUUGGCAGUUCAGAGAUACUCUCUCACAGCAUGGAGCAGUUUGUCAGGCAGCUUGUCUAUGUGGUCUGAUAGCUUGUAUUGGCAGUGGCUGGCAUGGAAUCGGCAUGCCAGCCCAAGUUUCCUCUUACUCUGGCUGACCACUUGGCCCCUGGCACGAACAAACGUCAGACAAACUCUUUACUCUUUACACAGGCCCCUUUAUGGUGGUAUAGGGAAGAUUAAUGAAGGCAGUCAGGUAAACAAAGGUAGUUUCAAAAGGAGCUCCUUCACGUCACUGAAUCUCUUCAGAGACUCACUGACUGUUGAGGGAUGAGAGAACUAUAACUGUGGUUUUGUUGUAGAAGACAAAAAAUAUUUAGUAAAUUUAUCUUGUGUGGUCUGCCUCUCUUCACUUUACGCUACGACAUGAAUGCGAUGUGUGCAACACAGUAUAGUUCUAAUGAUGGGAAAAUGUAUUAAAUGGAAAUGUGACAUUUUGUUCUGAGUUCUGCAAAAUGAAAUAGCUAAAAGUCAUUCAUUGCAUUAACUCAGGCAAAGUUUCCUAAAUAUAAUUAAAUGCAGCAUGAAUUUUAAUUCAGUAUGGUUCCUUUCUUGGAGAUUGAAAUGCAUACAUAAACCCUGACAUUUUUUUUUUAAAAGGACCUUUUUUCCUUUUUGUACAUCUUGAACAGUAUGUCAUUUUAUAAAAACAAGACAAACACCGAAAACAAUUAUUGCCAAAAAACAAGGACAAAAACAUUAAGGCAUCUUGACAUUGAAUUUAUUCAUUCAUUUUCCCAGCCGCUUGUCCGUUUCAGGGUCGCUGGGGGCUGGAGCCAGUCCCAGCUUCAUAUGGGUGACUUCGGGGUACACCCUGGACAGUUCGCCACUGUUGCAGGACUGAAAUUGAGUUUUGAAAGUGACAAUAAAUUUCUUAUUAUACUGUGUAACUUCUGUCAAACAGUGAGCUUAAUAACAAUUUUAAAAAUGUCAAAAGUAUGAAGUGUCUUCUAUCAUCAUUUAUUCUUGCUAAUUUGAGCAUUUUAUCUUUGUAUAUUGGCUUCUUUUUGAGGGGUCUCUAAACAGCUUUCUUCGUUCCUUCUUAAGUCAACCUCUUAGGUUUGCUGAGUGAAGUUAGUGUGUGAGUGGGAAAGGAGGUGGACAUUAAUCAUCCUGUCAACACGGCCAUGCCAGGCCUCUCUGGCCUCUGCUGACUGUGGACCUUGCAUCACUGAACAAGUGUGAACGUAUCAUGUUCAGUCAAAUUUAAAAUCCAUGAUCAUGAAGUGCUUGUUGAUCUGACAGAUGUGAGCCCAGACUUCCUCUGAACUGAAAUACUUAUGAUAAUAUAUGAAAUAAUGAUAAAUAAAUAAUAGAUAAACACAUGGGAGAGACCUGAAAGUUGUAUGUGCACCAGUAUGACCACCAUUUGCAUCAUGCAAUCAUGCAGUGCAACACAUUUCCUCCUUAUUUGAUUAGGUUGAGAAUAAAUGGCCACAAAAAUGGGCCUCAGGAUAUCGUGGCUCCAUGCAUUCAAAAUAGCAUCAAUAAAUUUCAUCAGUCUUUGUUGUAGAUAACAAAGCCUACCCAUGCCGUGUACAUAUAUAUGUAUAUGUAUAUGUAUAUGUAUAUAUUAGUGCUGUCAAUUUUAAUCGCGAUUAAUCCAUUGAGGUCUGCCAAUUGGGU
Messenger RNA from Salarias fasciatus (jewelled blenny), 3342 nucleotides. RefSeq names its product leupaxin (gene lpxn). Gene Ontology annotation, molecular function: actin binding; muscle alpha-actinin binding. The transcript has 9 exons. Gene Ontology annotation, cellular component: filamentous actin; stress fiber; Z disc. Bases 39 to 1202 code for a protein of 387 amino acids. The record is from RefSeq and is a predicted model, not a curated record. Gene Ontology annotation, biological process: actin cytoskeleton organization; heart development; muscle structure development. Lineage: Eukaryota; Metazoa; Chordata; Actinopteri; Blenniiformes; Blenniidae.